This is a messenger RNA of Fulvia fulva, 1146 nucleotides long. RefSeq lists its product as uncharacterized. Bases 1 to 1146 code for a protein of 381 amino acids. The record is from RefSeq and is a predicted model, not a curated record. NCBI's taxonomy places the organism in Eukaryota, Fungi, Ascomycota, Dothideomycetes, Mycosphaerellales, Mycosphaerellaceae. Gene Ontology annotation, cellular component: cellular bud neck; plasma membrane. The transcript has a single exon.
AUGCCGAGUAUACUAUCGCAGCGCGAUAUAGGAUCUUCACUCGCUGGCGUCAAGGAUACCUUUUCAGGAUGGGACAGCUGCAUGAGCAAGGCAUAUUGCAAGUGGCCUGUGAUAAUAGGCAUAAUCAUAGGGUCCUUGAUCAUCCUAUCGCUCGUAUGGUGUUGCGCAAGGUGCAUAUGCUGCGGUGCUGAAUGCUGUUGUGGCUGUCUUGCGUGCUGCAAUGUAUGCUGCCCCUCACCUAGAGGCGGACGUUCAGGCAGGAACGAGGGCUACCAGCAAGCACCCCCUACACCCUAUCACAACCAAUACCACCAGCCUCCGCCGCCAAUGUAUACCAGUGGAGCGGCAGGCUACAGGAGCGCAACUGUACCGCAGACAGCGACGUUCGAUACGCCUUCGAAGAGCGCGAACUUUAACGAAGAUGCACUUCCUGCGAUGCCAAGUUGGGACAAUGCAACGAGUAGGAAAGUAGAACAACCUUAUGAGGAUGUCGAGAUGGAGAAGUUCGAUCAACGAGGGACAAGUCCGAAUCCAGGAUCACAGAUGCUAUACCAAAAUCCAGAGCCCGCAUAUGCUGGACAGCAGGACAAUCUACUGUCCAGGCAGGAGACCGGACGGUACUCUGACGGAAACAGCACACACCAUGUCGCAGCUUCGCACUCCGGAGGCAUUGGCACGAUGACUGCCGCAGCGCAGCCAUAUCAUGAUUACCAGCAGCAGCGGCAGCUCUCCCCCUCGCCAUAUGAGUCGCAGAGUCAGAAUCGUGGCCCGGCUUCCCCAUCGCCAUAUGGAUCCUAUGACCAAAGUCGUGGACUAACCUCACCUUCUGCGUACAGCUCGCAGAACGAGAUCCGAGGACCUGCUGCACCUUCUCCGUACUCGCCAGCAUUACGAACUCCAGUCUCGCCACAUGAGACCACUCACACUCCUCAUGCUGAUUCGAGCGCGAACUAUUUUGGGGGUGGGCAGCGAGGAGGUGGUGGCUACGAGGCAAGCAUUCCUCCGAGCUAUCACAUUGCGCCGCCUAGUGAUAUAGUCUCGCCUGUGAGUCCGCAAGCCAGCUACCCCGGACAACAACAAUAUCAGGCAUAUGGAGCCUCGAAUACUGGAAGGCAGGCCGCUCCAGGGUCAUGGAGGGAAGUUUAA